UACGGGCUUUACUGUAAACAGCCGAUUACUUCAGUCAAGCUUGCGGAGGGUAUUUCAAGUUGUCUUUCAUGGACAUGUUAUUCAAAUGACUUUCAAUGAAUACAAUGGAAUGCUCUCACAUUUUGAGGGAAGUGGCAUCACUAUCCAAGAAUGCCAACUCUUGGAGGAUGAGUAGUGGAGAACAAGUUAGUUAUUUGCAUCAAACGCUUCUAGCCAUUUCCAAUAUUUUAGAUUAUCAGGAAGACAAAAUGCAUAGCUUGAAAGCUAGACUUGGAGAGAAGACCUCUACGUGUACCAGUGAAACUUUUAGUGCUGGAAAUUUUGAGUCUGGAUAUCCGAGCACCAUUCUCCAGCUGUUCACCCAGCGUCUAGCCCUUCAAGCUAAAGUUCCUAGCGGACCCCGCCCAGUUUCCUCACAAUCCUUGCUUUUGAGAAGAGACCAGUUCAAUCAUACAGAUGACUCCUCCAUUUGUGAAAUUCUCCUUGAUAUUUUAUCUGCUCUUGACCAUUGCUAUCAUGAUGAGUGGAAGCAUUCGCUUGAGCAAAGACAAACCUUGGAGAAGCGAGACACAGAUAAUGACCCAUUCUCGGGUAACCUCUCUUUUUUUGAUGAACAAUGCCGUGAACUGCUGGUUCACCAAAUGAAUGCUGUAAGUGACAGGUGUAAGAGGUUGGCAGAAGAGGAGGUAGCAAUAGCUACAGCUGUCCAGGCAUCCAGAGAUGCAAAAGAAAGAUUGCUUGCAAAGGAUAGAAAAAGUGACAGAGGGAAUAUGAGUUUUGAAGAAUGUGCAUGGAGGAUCAAAGAAACGCUAGCUGGAUAUGAAGAGAGCUUGAACAGAAUCUUGCAUGAUCUAUGGGUUUGGACAGAUGAUCAGGGAAUUCAAGUCUUAGAAGAAAAUCACCAGCUGCUAAUCACACCAAGAUGGGUCAAGAAACUCUUGAUAUUGGCUCUUGAGUUUCAAGGUCAGAGGAGCAAAAGUCUUUCAGCAGAUGUUAUUGACAGGCAUAACAGAUUACUCAAGCUGUCAUCAGACUGUUUCGCUGCUCUGCCUCUGCCUCUACAAAGCACACUAUUCCAGUGGUUAUGGGAGCAGCCAAAUGGACCUACCCUCUUCAAGGAAAGUGCAGUCGUCAAUGUUGAACGAGAACUGACACAAGUGUUCAACAGACUGGUGACGGGGUCUACGGAUGGCCAACUUUCAGAGAGAGCCAGAGAGAUCUGUAGCAUAGCCCUUCAUUGUCCCAGCUCUACCCUGCAAAAGGCUAUACAAGAGGCUGUCCUAAAUGCGGAGGCAGGCACUUUAAUUUGCAAGGUUCUACGCCAUAUGCGUUUCCUGGUAGAUCUCCAGCUUGAUGGGAGGCCAUGUUUCCUCACAGAGCUCAGCAAGUAUGUCAGGACUCUUGGAGGGAGACAGCUCUCAUCAUCGGAAGAAGUUAACCUCUUCAAGUUUGCUGAUAAUAUCAUGCAGAACUACAAUCCACCAAGCACCCCAGGAAAUCCUGUCACCUGUCGGCCCCUAGUCCAUCCUCUCCACCUGGCUAACUGCUGCGUCUGGCCCUUCCUUGGUCCUGGAUCACAAGACCAGACCCAUAGGCCUGGUCCUGGACCUUCUUCUCAGUUCCUAGUUCCAGGAUCUGACUUUCAACAGAAAGCCAUUCCCAAGCAUAUCACAUUAAAGUUCUUGGACCUUGUGAUGAAGAACAGCUUAUUCCCAACAAAGGAACAGGGGCAGGGUGGUAUUGAUAUUAGUGUGUGCUUUUCUACCAUGCUGAGUCUUUGUCACGUAUUACAAGACUGUACUGUCUCGGAGGGAGGAGAUUUCCCAUCUAACUUGCUCAUCAAAGAAAUGACCUCUGACCUUCUAGAGCGACUUUCUGCCUACGUCCAGGAGGUUCAUGCUGAAAACUUGUCACUAUGUGUAGAAUGGCUGGUAGACGAGGCGUCACAUCUAGACUGGACCAUAAGGCUCACAUUACAUGGUCUAUUCUCCAAUGCCGUUCCUUCCUGUCAUAAGGAAGUAUUUACCUGUAUAGAAAAGGUCACAAGCUCCAUGCACCCCUCUCAGCCAAUCACAGAGUCUGUACCAUUGUACACAGUAUGGAGUUGCUCGUUGAUUGCAUUUUUUCAAGGUGCCAAGAUAUCAUCUCAGUUAUCAAAGCAGUUUGUGAAGAGUUUAUCUAGAACACUCCUCCCCAUGGCGUCAUCUUCCCGAGCGGAUUUCAACCGAGCAGUUUGCCUUGGAUUGGCCCAGGUUCUUCCUCGCAGCAGCUCUCCUGAAUGGCUGACACUACUUGAAACGCUUGAUCUUAUGAGGACGGAAGGACUGCUUCAUGUUUCUUACACGUCACAAUUCAUGACCAGUUUACCUCUGUGUGAUAUUACAGUGUGCCAGCAUCCUCUCCAAUUGAGUCAAGUCUUUACGACAGUGAUACAGCUACUGAGUGGAGAGGGCUUCUCUGAUUGGUUAAGAGAUGACCAAUGGCAACACAUUACCAAGACAUACACUAAAGUUAUGAAGAAGAUCUUAUACAGUGCUACAGAGAGCAUCCCGUCAAGUGCAUCAAGCUCCGCCCAUUCUUCUCAAGUCUUCCUGAUUGGCCAGCUCUUCUGUCAAUCAUGCGUGGUCUCCCAGUGCGUCCCGGAGUCGGCCAAGGAGCAGCUCUUCGUCUGGUCUCUAGAGCUUGCCAUGAGGGUGGAGGAGCUUCUCAGUUGCCAUAGCGAUGAGGAUGACAGUGUUUCCAUCCGAGAUGCAACAUACCAAGAAUUGAAGACAGUUAUUAGAGCCAUUAACUGGCUUCCCGAAAGUGGACAAAGGUCGACUCUUCAACAGAAAGUGACUGCACUGUUGUCAAAAUGUUAAAUAUCGGUUACCUUGACAGUGAUAUUACUGAUGGAACAUGAGUAGAAGUACUGACUGUCUUUCAGGUAGUGGGAAAGCAUUUCAUGAAAAGGGAGUAUUUCAUGAUGUUGAUCAAACGUUCCUGUUGUCAUCCCGACAGAUAGUGACUGCAUUGUCAUCAAAUUUUGAAAUUAUCGGUUCACUUCACACUGAUACCAAAGAUAAUUAUAGCAUAAAAAUGUGAGGACACAAAUGAAGUAGAAACAUCAAAUGGGUUUCAGAUUGUUGGAAAUCUUUGAUUUCUUUAAAGGGUGUUCUUGCACUGUCCUCAAGAUGUAAUUGGGAAACUUUUACACAGAUGUUGCAGUAGGGCAAUUCCAUAAAAUGGUUAAUCUUUUAUUCUCUGCUCUAUCCUGCAUGCACUGCUCGAGCCAUGUUAAUUUGAGAGUUUUUACAAAAUUUCUUAUGAAAAAGAAAACAGAUCAGUCCCAGAAGGUCUCAGUAUCGGAGGACUAAUUUAUUAUUUUAUGGCAUUACCCUAUUUACCCUAUAUUCAAUUAUAUUAGGAGG
Molecule: messenger RNA, 3410 nt
Organism: Lytechinus pictus (painted urchin)
Lineage: Eukaryota; Metazoa; Echinodermata; Echinoidea; Temnopleuroida; Toxopneustidae
Product: gem-associated protein 4-like
Exons: 14
Coding region: 96-2861 (921 amino acids)
Biological process (GO): spliceosomal snRNP assembly; rRNA processing
Cellular component (GO): SMN complex
Source: RefSeq, a predicted model, not a curated record